Molecule: messenger RNA, 975 nt
Organism: Panicum virgatum (switchgrass)
Lineage: Eukaryota; Viridiplantae; Streptophyta; Magnoliopsida; Poales; Poaceae
Product: translation initiation factor IF-2-like
Exons: 3
Coding region: 190-723 (177 amino acids)
Source: RefSeq, a predicted model, not a curated record
UUCGUUUUCUCGCCCUUUGUCUCUCGUCUCCAUCCCCGGCGAGCGCGUCGGCGGCCGCGGCGGAGGCCGGCUGGUUCAAUUUGGAGGCGGGGAGAGAGGAGCGGCAGCGGGAGGGAGGCCACGGCGGUCCGGAGGCGGGGCUCCGUGACGAGGACUGCGAGGACCCCGCGACCGACCACGGCCACGGCCAUGGCCACCGCCCGUCCCUCUCGGCCCCGGCCGCAGUCGUCCUCCUCAGCGUCGCCCCCCUGUCCUCCGUCGUCCGAAUCAUCUACGACGCGCACAGAUCCGCUGCUGCCGAGCUCUUCACCCCCUCCACCGACGGAUCCUUCGGGGAACAUAAUCAAUCCGUAUGAACUACGACGCCUCAAAAAUUGUAUGAGGAUCAAGGCGCGGCUCGAAGAACUUGGCUUACCAUGUAGUCAAAAAUUGUAUGAGGCUCUAGGAGAUCAAUCUGAUGAUAAGCAAACAGAGUCAUCUAACAAGACUGCUCGCAAGAAAACUGGAAGUAAAAGAUCUUCAGAUGACAUGUCUGCUGCUGGAAUAUCACCACCUGCUGCUAAGAGAUUUGCUCCUGCCGCUUCACAGCGAACCACGAGGGUCACAAGGUCACAAAAGUCUGCUCCUGGUCCUGCUGCUGCACAGCCAACUAAAAGGGGCACAAGAGCUGCUCCUCCUGCUCCUAUGGCUGCAACGUAUGGAACUCAAUGCAACAUUCUGUAAUGUGUGUAUGUUUGGACAUGUUUGGUUCAUAGACAUGUCAUUUAGGUUGGAUGGCUUUUGUUGGACAUGUCUGGUUCAUAGACAUGUCAUUUAGGUUGGACGGCUUUUGUUGGACAUGUUUGGUCCAUAGACAUUCUGUAAGGUUGGAUGGCGUUUGUAGGACAUGUUUGAACUGAAUGCAACAUUCCGUAAAGUUGGACAUGUUUGAACUGAAUUUGUACAAAGUUUCUGAGUUGUACAGAAUUUUGAGCA